AGCAUCGAGCCACGCCUUCCCGCUGCCUACGUCACUAUGGACUAUUUCCCCCCGCAAAAAAACGUAUUUCUCUAUUUAUCGUAAGCAGAGACACAAAGUGUCUUUUUUCUCCUAUUCUAGUUUUUUAACAACAUAAAAUAUAGUUGUUCAUUUUCAAACAAAAGGCGGUGUUAGUAGCUACUAAUAAUAACAAUCGUAUUACUACACAUUAAAAAAGUGUAGUAAUACGGUUGUAUUCAAUUGUAUUCGACGUACAUUUAGAUGAAACAAAUAAUCUACUAGAUGGUUCAAUAAUUUCGUUUUGCUAUUAAGGUGGCUGUUUGCGCAUUUCCUGCGCAGCCGUGAUCCCUAUACAACAACAUUGGACUACUUCCUGUAUACAAAAGCCAGACGGAUUAACCUAGUUCUGUAUGUAUGUGUUGGACCUUCCAAGUGUACUAAUAGUGAGGUGAUGCUUGUUCGCUACGUUUAUUAACGAGACACGCAGUUGUACAACGUUUAGCCUACAAGUACCGCCGUGUUCAAGCAGUUCAAAUGGCGAGACAACGACACUGUUAACCGACGCCAGCCGGCCGGGCGCCGCGAGAGACCUAUUGACCGACAUACUCAGGAUACGAUUCGAUCGUCGUCCCGAGCCAUGUGGUUCAAUCAAGUCGACGGUGGCUCCAACCCCCUGCAGUCCAGCGAGAACUUCAGACAUGCUGCAACCCAGUCAAACAUGACCCCCAUCAGAAUGAGUGCACCAGCGAUGGGAGGACAUGAUGUGUCAAGUCUGAACUUCACUGGUUUCUCCACCACAAUGGAGAACUUUCCAUCAGUUCCACAGAGUGCCACCUGCCCGCCAAGUUUAGAGACGCUGUCCUGCUCUUCUCCAAGUGCUGGACAAGUGAGAGAGCUGGAUCCAAUCUCCUACAUCAGCCUGCAGGAGCAGCGCUGUGUCCUGAGCUGGUUCCAGUCCUGGACCCCACCACAGAGAGAACGGUUCCUGCAAGAUCUACUGGGAAAAGCGGUGCCUGGGAAAGUCUGCUCCCUUUUGGAUAGUCUCAGUACUCUCCAGGUGAAAGACAGACUGCCAAACAUAUUUGAAUGUCAGCUUCGGCUGUGGAGCCAGUGGUUCGAGUCCUGGGGAGAAGACGAGCGCAAUCAUUUCUUGCACAUCUUGGAGGAGAAAGAUCCAGUAUUUGUUGCUAAUUUCUACCGAGGUGUAGCAGCUACUGCGGGAAGAGACUAAGUGGUGCGGUAGAUGGGCAGGAUGAUUGAUGUUUCUUACUAAGAAUGUGCAUUUAGAAUGUUUUGAAACUUGUAAAAAAAAAAAGAAAAAAUCUGAGAAAAAAGUCACUUGAUAUCAUAGGGCUACGAGAUGUCCGUUUUUUUGUAAGCAAUAUCCAAACAUUGAAAAUCUGACCGGAAGGAGUCGGGCAGUUUAUUACCUUAUUCAUCAUGGUAAAAUAUGUAUUUUGAGAGGUGAUGGUUGAAUGGCAUGUUCAUUUUUUAAAUGGUCUUUUUGGUAGAUGUACACACAUGAAUAAAAACAUUUACAUUUACUUUUGUUUAUUGCAAAGCAAUGGUGGAUGUUUUGUGUGGUCGGAUCAAAUCUCAUUUGCAAAUCAGCAA
This is a messenger RNA of Synchiropus splendidus (mandarinfish), 1614 nucleotides long. RefSeq names its product chromosome 13 C14orf119 homolog (gene c13h14orf119). The transcript is spliced from 2 exons. NCBI's taxonomy places the organism in Eukaryota, Metazoa, Chordata, Actinopteri, Syngnathiformes, Callionymidae. The record is from RefSeq and is a predicted model, not a curated record. Bases 638 to 1231 code for a protein of 197 amino acids.